AUGAAAUGCCUGCCCAACGGAACGUGGUCAACACCGCCGACAUGCCAUGUUAUACGCUGUCAAACACCAUCCGGUGUGAAUGGCACCAGCACUUAUAGUAACUGGACUAGAGAGAUGAAGAGCAACGCAACUUUAGAAGCCAGUUGUUAUCCUGGGUACAAUAUGUCUGGUAAUGCAACAAUGAAAUGCCUGCCCAACGGAACGUGGUCAACACCGCCGACUUGCCAUGUUAUACGCUGCCAGACACCACCCGGUGUGAAUGGCACCAGCACUUUUAUAAACUGGACUGGAGAGGUGAAGAGCAACGCAACUUUAGAAGCCAGCUGUUACCCUGGGUACAAUAUGUCUGGUAAUGCAACAAUGAAAUGCCUGCCCAACGGAACGUGGUCAACACCGCCGACUUGCCAUGUUAUACGCUGCCAGACACCACCCGGUGUGAAUGGCACCAGCACUUUUAUAAACUGGACUGGAGAGGUGAAGAGCAACGCAACUUUAGAAGCCAGCUGUUACCCUGGGUACAAUAUGUCUGGUAAUGCAACAAUGAAAUGCCUGCCCAGCGGAACGUGGUCAACAUCGCCGUCAUGCAAUGUUAUACAAUGCGAAGUACCUGCAUUCACGAAUGGGAAUGUACAACCUCCUCCACCUGUCUACGCGAACAAAUCUGUCACAUUUGCCUGUAAAUCCGGCUUCAAACUAAUAGGAAACAGUACCUCAAAGUGCAACUAUAAUGGAUCAUUUGAUCAUGUGCCAAUAUGUCAGCUGAUUAAACCAAACAGUAUACAGUCUGAAAACAUCGAUAUAAAGAACCUAUCAGAAAGCUCAAUCAGUGUAAUUUGGACUCGGCCCGGACAUGUCAGUGGGUACAACGUCACGUUUAGAUGCAUAAGCCCGAACGAGAAUUCAACAAUAGCCCCUGUGCUUCAAACAACGGUAGAUAAAGAAGAGGCAUCUGUAAAUGGCCUUGAUCCAGGAUCAUUUUGUAAUGUGUCUGUUCAAACUUUUUUAAAUAAUGGCAUAUAUCGAAUCUUAUACGGCAGUGUGACACAAAAACAUUUGCAGAACAGCAGUCAUGAAACAGCACCCAGAGAGGUUCGAGGCCACAAUAUUUCUAGUAUAGGAUCAAGAGCAGCUGUUAUUAACUGGCUUACGCCCAGCAUCAAAAACGGAGUUAUUCGCAACUAUAUCACGUGGAUUGUCGCAUCUAACAAUACAUGUUUAGAGGCAAUGGUAUGGACUUGCUCGGACUGUAGCAAAAGCGAUGCUUCUUUUAACAUUCACACUUCAGACAUUUCCCAAUGCUCCGCCGUCGCAAAUAAUACAUUCGUUACAUCGAAGCAGGAGUUUAAUUGGUUCCUAACAACGUUGCAUCCAUACAGAAAUUACACCGCUUAUAUAGCUGCAUGUACAGUAAAAUUAGGAACGAAAGCUCACUUGCAAAUAAUUACUCUUGAAGACAAUCCAGAUGUUGUAAAUACCACGAGCAGCUUUUCUGUGUAUGCACGCAACGCCACAAUGAAUUGGACUGAUCCUUGUUUUAAAAACGGAAUACUGAAACGAUUCUAUGUGGAGCUGCUGAAUUCAUCAAGUGCAUAUUUUAUGAAUGAAACCUGGGCUUCUUAUUUCGAAACGAACGCUUCCACACACGAACUACUCCUAAUGGAGUUGCUUCCUUUUAGAAAUUAUUCUGUACGUGUAAAGGCGGCUAACAACGCUGGAAACGGGACAUAUAACGUCUCCCACAUAUUCAUGACGAAUAUCGAUGUUCCAAUGGCACCGAGCGAUCUACGACAAGGCAGUACUAAUUCAUCUUACGUAAGGAUUAACUGGAACAAAACGAUGCAUUACACUGGUCCGACAAAGUAUAUCAUCAACGUCACUGACGACAAUGAUAACGUACCAUUUACGAGUUUUGUCACACACGAAGGAUGGUGGAUCGAUCAGUUAGCUACACAUGUCGAACUUUUCGACCUAGAUGCUUUCUGGAAAUACUCCAUAGCUGUCACUGCGGAGACAUCGUAUCAAAAUCAGGGACCUUUACGUAGUGAAUCCACUAAAGUCAUCGUUCAGACGGCUGAAAGCGUUCCGGGAAGACUCCAUAAUCUAAGCGCCGUAUCCGAGCUAGACGUUUCGAAACCACCAAUGUUGUACGUGAAUUGGCUGGCUCCCAUAGAAAGAGAUCGUAACGGCAUAAUUGUUGGAUAUGAAAUAUAUUGUUCAAAUAGAAACCGCAAGUUUGGUGUUAGCGCGUCCACUCUGAGUCACAAUAUUACGAUGUACAUCGACAACAAAUCAAAUGUGACCGUUGAGGUUCGCGCCGCAACGAGUGUUGGAUACGGAGAGCCGUUCACCGUGACGGUCGAAGUUAAACCAGGAGCGCCGGAAGUUCCUCCCGAAACCCCGUCAAAUCCUUUGACGAAAAUAGCUCAAAUUCCGGUUGCUGAUGACAAAAAGAUGAUAGCUGUACAACUUUCACAGUCAUUCUUGUGUAGUAAUAAAACUGGUGCACCUGUUCAGUGGGGAGUAAUAGUUGCACAGGAAAGUAAAGCAACUGAUCUCUCCUUCGUUGGGAGUCACGGCGAGUACCAAACCAGAAAAAAUAUCAUGUACAAGAAGUGGUCCGAGGUUAAGGACAUGGAUGACAUUCCACCAUAUUUGGCAACUGGUCCUCAUUGGAGCCCUUCUUGUAUAAAAGGAGGAAACAAACGCCGACGACGAGCUGCUGUUGAAGAAAUAGAACCGUUUAACUUCAUCAUUGGCAGUGAGGAUUGUUCGAAUAAUCAAGAGUACUGCAAUGGGCCUCUUCAGCCAGGAAGAUCAUACAGAGUGAAGUCAUUUGCGUGCACUUCCUCCGGAUGCACAGAAACACUGUAUUCACAGCCCAUUAAAACAGGUACGUGA
This is a messenger RNA of Dreissena polymorpha, 2898 nucleotides long. RefSeq names its product phosphatidylinositol phosphatase PTPRQ-like. Gene Ontology annotation, molecular function: protein binding. The record is from RefSeq and is a predicted model, not a curated record. Lineage: Eukaryota; Metazoa; Mollusca; Bivalvia; Myida; Dreissenidae. The transcript has 18 exons. The coding region runs from base 1 to 2898 and encodes 965 amino acids.